CAGCCUUAGAGCUUCUCAGAAUGGCUGCCCAGAUGACUCCUGAUGAGAAAUACACUCUCAUCACCCGUGGUCUCCAAGAAGUCCUCGGUGGUGACCAAAUCAAGGCUAUCCUCGAAGCCAAUGAGCGUCCCCUAAAGCUCUACUGGGGUACCGCCCCCACUGGCCGUCCUCACUGCGGUUACUUCGUCCCCAUGGUCAAGCUCGCCGAAUUCCUCCGCGCGGACGUCGAAGUCACCGUCCUCCUCGCUGACAUCCACGCAUUCCUCGAUAACCUCAAGGCACCUAUCGAACUUGUCAAGCACCGAGUCGAGUUCUAUUCUAGGGUUGUCAGGACAAUGUUGGAGUCGCUGGGUGUUUCGACGGAGAAGCUGAGGUUCGUGACUGGGUCGAGUUAUCAGUUGACGCCGGAGUACUCGAUGGACACAUACCGUCUCGCCGCCCAUGUCACCGAACAUGACGCCAAGAAGGCCGGAGCAGAAGUCGUCAAGCAAGUCGAUUCAGCUCUCCUCUCCGGUCUCCUUUACCCCGGUAUGCAAGCCCUCGACGAAGAAUACUUGGGCUGCGACGCACAGUUCGGCGGAGUGGAUCAACGCAAGAUCUUCACCUUUGCGGAAAAGUACAUGCCGACCCUCGGAUACAAGAAGCGUGCGCAUCUCAUGAACCCAAUGGUCCCCGGCCUCGCAGGUGGAAAGAUGUCCUCCUCAGACCCAAACUCCAAGAUUGACGUCCUCGACGACGCCAAAACUGUCAAAAAGAAGAUUGGUGCGGCAUUUUGCGCUCCUGGUGAGGUGGAAGGCAACGGUGUCCUCGCCUUUGUCAAGAACGUUCUCUUCCCCGUUUACGCCCUCCGCUCUCAAUCCUCUGGUGAAUCCCAAGAAGGCUUCUACAUCAACCGCCCCGAACAAUACGGUGGCCCGAUCUCCUUCCGCACCUACGAAGCUCUUGAAGAAGCCUACGCAUCCCAAUCCCUAACCCCCAUGGACCUAAAAUCCGGUGUAACGGACGAGAUCAACAAACUCCUCAAACCAAUUCAGGAAUUUUAUGUCGCGGAUAAGGAGUGGCAGGAGAUUGCGGAGAGGGCGUACCCGGUGGAGGGAGGGAAGGCAAAGAAGGAGAAGAAGAAGAAGGAUAAGGGUAGUAGGUACCCCGGAGGUGGUGCGGAGAUGAAGGAGGUUGGGGGGAGUGUUGAGGAGGCGAUGGGGCAGUUGAAGGUUGGGCAGCAGUAG
Saitoella complicata NRRL Y-17804 is the source of this 1226-nucleotide messenger RNA. RefSeq names its product tyrosyl-tRNA synthetase. The transcript has 3 exons. Gene Ontology annotation, molecular function: ATP binding; tyrosine-tRNA ligase activity. The record is from RefSeq and is a predicted model, not a curated record. The coding region runs from base 21 to 1226 and encodes 401 amino acids. Lineage: Eukaryota; Fungi; Ascomycota; Saitoellomycetes; Saitoellales; Saitoellaceae. Gene Ontology annotation, biological process: tyrosyl-tRNA aminoacylation.